This is a messenger RNA of Nasonia vitripennis (jewel wasp), 3458 nucleotides long. RefSeq names its product probable cytochrome P450 4aa1 (gene Cyp4aa1). Gene Ontology annotation, molecular function: oxidoreductase activity, acting on paired donors, with incorporation or reduction of molecular oxygen; heme binding; monooxygenase activity. Bases 41 to 1690 code for a protein of 549 amino acids. NCBI's taxonomy places the organism in Eukaryota, Metazoa, Arthropoda, Insecta, Hymenoptera, Pteromalidae. The transcript has 7 exons. The record is from RefSeq and is a predicted model, not a curated record.
GUCGGCGACGGCUACUCAUAUAUAAAAGACCGGCGAAUCGAUGAGACCCCCGGACUUUAAGAGUCUCGACACGAGAGAUUCAUCUCGCGCUUCAUGGAUUUUUCGAUCUGCUCGACGAUUAUUACUACAGAUUUCGCCGCCGACGUCGCUCUUCGCUCUCACAAUGGGUGCAGUGAUCAGACAAAUUUGGGACCGGGACGCGCAAGAGUUAUGGAUUUACGUGGCGCUGAUCGUCGGCACGCUCGCGAUUUACCUGUUGAAGGACCAGAUCAGGAUAUACUGGACCAUCUUUCAGCUCAACGGGCCGCCGACUGUGCCGCUUCUUGGGAACGUCGACUGCUUGCUUCGCAAAGAUAUCCUCGAAGUGAUGUCGCACACGGCCUACAAGGACUACGGCCCGGUAGCCCGGUUCUGGGUGACGCUCAUACCGUACGUCAUACUCCUGGAGCCGGACGACAUCCAGGCGGUCUUGGGCAGCGCGAAGCACACGAGCAAGAUCUUCGUUUACCGACUGCUCGACAACUUCCUGGGCAAGGGUCUGAUCACGAGCGACGUGGACACCUGGCGAACCCACAGGAGACUCCUGCAGCCGGCAUUUCACCUGCACGUGCUGCAGAAGUUCGUGGGAUCCUUUGCGGAACGCGCGGAUAGACUGGCUGACAGACUCGCGAGGUAUGAUAACCAGCAGCUGGACAUCACCAAGUUUGUCAACGACGCCGUGUACGAGAUUCUGAAUGAAACUGUCCUGGGGGUCAACGUUGCCAGCACGGCCAACGAGGAUGGGGUCGUUGAUCUGGACGACCUGCCAUUCAGGAAAGGACAGGUACUGAUGACACACCGACUGAUCCGGCCCUGGCUAAUCUUCGACUGGAUCUACAAACUGACGAGUACCGGUCAGCAGGAGAAGAAGCAAAGCCAGGACCUGUCCGCAGCCUGUCAUCGCAUAAUCCAAGAGAAACGUCGUCUCCAAAGGGACAGCUCAUCCCUCACGAAGAAGACCUCUCUCCUGGAAUACAUGAUGGAGACGAGCGAACGGAAUCCCGAGUGGUUCAGCGAUGAGGACAUCAUCAACGAGUGCUGCACGUUCAUGCUCGCGGGUCAAGAUUCCGUGGGUACAGCGACGGCGAUGACGCUAUUCCUCCUGGCGAAUCACCCAGACUGGCAGGAUAAGUGCCGCGAGGAACUCGACGAGAUUUUUGCCGAGGGCGAGACUAACAGACCGCCUACUAUGCAAGACCUGAGGGCCAUGAGGUGGCUCGAAUGCUGCAUAAAGGAGGCCCUUAGACUCUACCCUAGCGUGCCUAUCUUUGCCAGGAAGCUUGGAGAGGACGUCAAAGUCGGAAAGCACGUAAUACCGUCGGGCUGCGGCGUGAUUAUUCUGCCGUACAGCACGCACAGGCUGCCACAUCACUUCCCGGAUCCGCACAGCUUCCGUCCGGAACGCUUCAGUCCCGAAAACUCCGAGAAAAGGCAUCCCUACGCCUAUCUGCCGUUCAGCGCGGGGCCGCGCAAUUGUAUCGGUAACAAGUUCGCGAUACUGGAGAUGAAGGCAGUGAUAAGCGCGAUACUGAGGCGCUAUCGUCUCGGCGGCGUCGAGGGCAAGACCGAGGUACGACCCAAGUUUCGGUUAACGGUCCGCGCCUCCGGAGGACUUUGGCUCAAGAUAAGCCAGCGCGUCGAUGCCCGAUGAUAAAUGCUCCCGCGUCGCUGAUGCGCGGAACGAAAGUGAACGAAUGCCAACGAGUUUUGUUGCGAUAUUUAUACGAAAUGUUAUACACUUUAAAUUUCCUAUUCUACUUUUUGUACAUGUACAUAAGUACUUCACUCCAGGGAACAGCGAGAGAAAGAGAGAGAGAGAGGAGGGGGGGAUUAGCUUGGAGUUUAGUUUUCUCGUCGAGUAAGACGACGACGAUUCUGCCGUAUCCUAUAGUUAAACUGCACUUUAGCUCUCGAGCCAGAGAGAGAGAGAGAGAGAGAGGGGGGGGGGGAGAAGGCGCGCGUCGAGGUUUAAUAGAGGAGACUUUAAUGUAACUAGAUCCUUUAUCCCGUGCGCGAGCUUUCCCGCCCUCCUCUCUGCAAUGCCAACGACACGUUUACAUUCCGCAGCGCGGUGACCUGGAAACUUUACAUGGCUCGUCAGGCGGACAACUUUUUUCUCUUUUAUUUACUUCUUAACCCAGAGACGGAGAGAGAAAGAGAAAUCUACCCGACGAAUUCAUCAUCCGUCCACGGCAACGCGAGUGAAUGAAAAACUCGAGUUAUCUCACGGAUAUAUUCGAUUUCAAGCCGAAGCUGCAGCGACGACCUCAUCGGAGUCUAAGAUUUCCAGGAAAGCUCGUAAUCUCGUUAUGAGCUCUCUCGUUCCAGAAUCAACGCGGAAUAAAGAAAAACGAACGCGGGGCUUCUCGUCCGUCUCACCCGCGCGCGGCAAAACUUCCGUCAAAACUAGACAGCUUCAUAGCUAGACGCGGCGGUAACCCAGAUGAAAACUAUUCAAAUAUUCCAACGCCUCGCGCUGCUGUCUGGCCGGAUAAAUCUAGAUGGCGUUGGAAACGUGCAUCGCGUUCUCCGGACACCACCACUAGCAUCAGGAAAAUCUCGGAUAAAUUUUCGCCUACAUCUCUCUCCCUCUAUCUUUCUCACCCCUUUUUUUAGCGAGCCAGAAAAAUUAUUAGGUUUCGCGUGUUGGAACACGACGCCGACCGCUUGGCCUAGUUCGAAACUGGGCGGCGGGCAUCAGGUAUACGUAUAUGUGCGCAGGCGAGAAGGUAGACGAAAUAAAAGAGCAGCGAGGCCGGUAAUUCGAUUGCCGAUGCCGCUGGCCCUGGCUCCGCUGAACGAAAAUCGAUGGGGGAAGAGCAGAAGGACAAAGGAGAUAGAAGAGAGUGUAAAAAGGUAGACGCGCGCGCGAGAGGAUAUACUUUCCGAGUCGUCGGCAAAUGUUCCCGGGGAACUGGAUAAUCAGAUAAUCAGCCAGACUUUUCUCGCUUUCUUUCUUUCGAUCUUUCUCCCCCUGAUAUUUCGUCGGAGACUUACCUCGAGACAUCGCGAAUAAAUUGCCAGGAAGUAGAAGAAGAGGAGGAGGAUGAAUGAUGGGGGAAGCGCGAGUGCGGGAAUCACUCGCGCGUCAUUUUUCAUAUGAAAACUGCGCUCGAGUGGAAAAUGAAGACGAUCGAGCGCUGAGCGGGGAAAGCUUCCUUCUUAUAUUCUUGCUUCUGCUGCUGCGGAUAGAUACGUUAUAGUCUUUGGACGUAUAGAGAGCACCUGCUUCUCGAGGUUGAGCGUCGGCCUCUGUAUGCGGCUGCGUUCGGUAAUGGUUCUCUUGGAUGGAACGAUGUUUAUUUAAAAUUUUUUAGCCAUUGGUAGACCGUAGAUGGAGCUUGCGAGAGUAAUAUUUCGUCUCUGCAAUAUUUAUUGUAAAAUUGUAAAUCUUUUGUAUAAUAAAACCAUGUACGAUA